Molecule: messenger RNA, 594 nt
Organism: Mesorhabditis belari
Lineage: Eukaryota; Metazoa; Nematoda; Chromadorea; Rhabditida; Rhabditidae
Source: the annotation of a GenBank genome assembly
AUGAAAGCCCUUCUCGUUUCUUUGCUUUUUGGGAUUUCUCUUUGCUUUGAAGAUGACGUGAAUUGUGAGAGGAGUCAAGCAAGUUCUCCGGUGGAAUGCCUUGAAAAAUUCUCGAAAGAAAUCGCGGGAGAGGCAUUGGAUGAGCAACUCACGAAAGCUGAAAGGACAUGUCUCUAUUAUCCUGAGGCCACGAAAAGUUGUCCCUGUUCAAAGAGAUUUGUGAUGGAUUGGCUUCUUAUUCACUGUGAAGGGCCUCGUCCGAACCAAAAAUACAAUCACCUUAUGCAACUCGAGGAGAAAGUCGGAAAUUUGAGAAAAGUUGAACGAGAUUGCUUCAUGGAGGCACAAAUUGACGACUCGGUGGAGCUGGAUUUGGAGACAAGAUGCAACGUCUUCUUGAAAGGGAUGAGUUGUGUAGCCGAGCAUUUGGAUGCCGCGGCAAAGGAAAUGUGGAGUUCGGAGGAGGGAAACAUUCCCGAUCAACAAUUUUUCAAGGCUGGAUACGCGCUGCAGGCGAAAUACAUCACUCACGAUUGCUCGACAACAAUUUUCGCCACUUUCAAGCAAGAGUUCAUCAAUGAGCGCUUUGUUUAU